Messenger RNA from Ceratitis capitata (Mediterranean fruit fly), 6060 nucleotides. RefSeq names its product potassium voltage-gated channel protein eag (gene eag). Gene Ontology annotation, molecular function: voltage-gated potassium channel activity. Gene Ontology annotation, biological process: regulation of membrane potential; potassium ion transmembrane transport. The record is from RefSeq and is a predicted model, not a curated record. The transcript is spliced from 17 exons. NCBI's taxonomy places the organism in Eukaryota, Metazoa, Arthropoda, Insecta, Diptera, Tephritidae. Gene Ontology annotation, cellular component: membrane. The coding region runs from base 840 to 4685 and encodes 1281 amino acids.
UAAAUCAAGUUAGAAAAAACAUUAUAUAAUAAAAACUGAAUCCGUUAUAAUGUAAACACCAUUAACAAACGCAUAAAUGCAUAAAAAUUUACGUUAAGCAUCAAAUGCUGCUUCAGCUAAGCAUAACAAAAUCUGCGAUAAGAGAAAAAAAUCGUGAAAACCAUGAGCGGGCAGUGUCGAGAAAGCAAAAAAAUUGAAUAUCUUCUUUACAUUUCUUUUCAAAAAAGGAAAAACAAUGCUUACAACUCAUUUGUUUAUAUCAACUUAACGCUGAUGUUCUAACUGACAUCCAUCAGCGUCAUAAAAGGCAGGGAAAAAUUCAUGUUUAAAAAACUCAAGAUUGGAGAUAGCAUACAUUUAGGAGCGCCAAACGACUGCUGUUUCUGUCUGUGCAACGCAGCUUCAAAGAAAAUUGUAUCUUCUCCGACUUCAAUCUUAUCACGUUCAUUCGCAUUAUUACCGGCAUUAGUGUUAACGCCUCAGUGGAGAAAUAAAACAACAUAAAAUAAAAACAAAUUCAGAGUCGUCUUCUCGAUGUGUCAGUUUUUGUACUUGUAUCUUGUUGCUGUUGUUAUUGUUGUCUACGCAGUCGUCAACGUCUCAACGCUUAGCCCACGCGACGCGACGCACUGUCUAUUGUUUCUUAUAUAAUAUUUUGUCUUAAAUUCAUUUCUGUUCUUACUCUAUUUUAUUUUCUUAUGUAUUUUUUUAAACGAUGAGUUAUCGCUGUUAUUUUUUGUCCAAUGAAUUAGAGUGUUAAAUUUUAUUGUUUGCAAUUUUUCCCCACUGCUGCUGUUGCUGUUUGCCGUUACGCUAGCUAAGCAACAAACGCAAGCAAAAUGCCUGGCGGACGUCGAGGACUUGUUGCGCCGCAAAAUACAUUCCUGGAGAACAUUAUACGGCGAUCGAAUUCACAACCGGACAGCUCAUUUCUAUUGGCCAACGCACAGAUUGUGGAUUUUCCGAUUGUCUAUUGCAAUGAGUCCUUUUGCAAAAUUAGCGGCUAUAAUCGGGCUGAAGUCAUGCAGAAGUCGUGCAGAUGCGGCUUCAUGUAUGGCGAGCUGACAGAUAAGGAAACAGUGGCGCGUUUGGAAUUCACAUUGGAGAAUCAGCAACAAGAUCAAUUUGAAAUUUUACUCUACAAAAAGAACAAUGCCCAAUGCGGCUGCACGAUGUCGAAAUAUGGAAAGCCGCAAGCAGGUACAAAGCGACCGGUUGACUCGAAGCUACAACAGUUAAUAAAGAAUGGCAAAUUAGAAACACCACUAUGGCUACUACUGCAGGUUGCGCCCAUACGCAACGAAAGGGAUUUGGUUGUGCUAUUUUUGCUAACAUUUCGGGAUAUAACGGCAUUGAAACAGCCGAUCGACAGCGAGGAUACAAAGGGUGUUUUAGGUUUAUCGAAGUUCGCCAAACUGGCGCGUUCGGUGACACGAAGCCGUCAAUUCAGCGCACAUCUGCCAACGUUAAAGGAUCCAACGAAACAAUCCAAUUUGGCGCAUAUGAUGUCACUUAGCGCCGAUAUUAUGCCACAAUACAGACAAGAAGCGCCUAAAACGCCGCCACACAUUCUUUUGCAUUAUUGUGCAUUUAAAGCAAUUUGGGAUUGGGUGAUAUUGUGUUUAACAUUUUAUACAGCCAUUAUGGUGCCGUACAAUGUAGCUUUUAAAAAUAAAACUUCAGAAGACGUUUCACUACUCGUUGUCGAUUCCAUUGUAGAUGUUAUAUUCUUUAUAGAUAUCGUUUUAAAUUUCCACACAACGUUCGUCGGCCCCGGCGGUGAGGUCGUCAGCGAUCCGAAAGUGAUACGCAUGAACUAUCUGAAAUCCUGGUUCAUCAUCGAUCUGCUCAGUUGCCUGCCAUAUGAUGUCUUCAACGCCUUCGAUCGUGACGAGGACGGCAUUGGCUCGCUCUUUAGCGCCUUGAAAGUGGUACGUCUUCUACGGUUGGGACGUGUCGUGCGUAAAUUGGAUCGUUAUUUGGAAUAUGGCGCCGCCAUGCUCAUAUUGUUGCUCUGCUUCUAUAUGCUGGUGGCGCAUUGGUUGGCUUGCAUCUGGUAUUCGAUCGGCCGCAGCGAUGCCGAUAAUGGAAUACAGUACAGUUGGCUGUGGAAGCUGGCGAAUGUGACGCAAUCACCAUACUCGUACAUCUGGAGCAACGACACCGGACCGGAACUGAUAAAUGGUCCGUCGCGCAAGAGUAUGUAUGUGACGGCGCUGUAUUUCACCAUGACAUGCAUGACAUCGGUGGGCUUUGGCAAUGUGGCCGCCGAGACGGACAACGAGAAGGUGUUCACCAUCUGCAUGAUGAUAAUUGCAGCGCUAUUGUAUGCGACGAUAUUCGGUCACGUGACGACCAUCAUCCAACAGAUGACCUCAGCGACGGCAAAAUAUCAUGAUAUGUUGAACAAUGUGCGCGAGUUCAUGAAGCUGCACGAAGUGCCGAAGGCGUUAAGCGAACGCGUUAUGGAUUAUGUGGUCUCCACAUGGGCCAUGACGAAGGGCUUGGAUACGGAAAAGGUACUAAACUAUUGUCCGAAAGAUAUGAAGGCUGACAUUUGUGUUCAUCUAAAUCGCAAAGUAUUUAACGAGCAUCCAGCAUUUCGUCUUGCCUCGGACGGUUGUCUGCGUGCGCUAGCGAUGCACUUCAUGAUGUCCCACUCGGCGCCUGGCGAUCUACUCUAUCACACGGGCGAGAGUAUCGAUAGUUUGUGUUUCAUUGUGACAGGCAGUUUGGAGGUGAUACAGGACGAUGAGGUUGUGGCAAUAUUGGGUAAGGGCGACGUCUUCGGCGAUCAAUUCUGGAAGGAUUCGGCCGUUGGCCAAAGCGCUGCCAAUGUGCGCGCCCUAACCUAUUGUGAUUUGCAUGCCAUCAAGCGUGAUAAAUUACUCGAAGUCCUCGAUUUCUAUUCGGCAUUUGCGAAUAGUUUUGCACGCAAUCUGGUGCUCACCUAUAAUUUAAGACAUCGAUUGAUUUUUCGCAAGGUGGCCGAUGUGAAGCGCGAGAAAGAAUUGGCCGAACGGCGUAAAAACGAACCUCAAUUGCCUCAAAAUCAAGAUCAUUUGGUGCGUAAGAUAUUCUCGAAAUUUCGUCGUACGCCGCAAGUGCAAGCAGCCGGCUCCAAGGAGGUCGUGUCGGGUCAAAGUGAUGUGGAGAAGGGUGGUGAUGGUGAUACGGAUCGCACGAAGAAGUUGCCUGCUAAAUUAACCCUCACCGAGGAUUCACGCAUCCUAACAACAGCUGCCGCACCCUCUCCAACGCCAUCACCCUCGCCCUCAUCGGGUCCACCAUCUGCGCGUAGUACGCGUGCUAGUAAAUGGGGCCGCCUUUUGGGUAGUUCAAGUGUCGAUUCGGCUAGCGAUACAAGCGCCAAGGUAGCAGUCUCGAGAAGUUUGAGUGCCCGCGAAAGUCUGCGUGAGAGCACUGCCCAAGCGAGGCAGAGCAGUACUUCGAGUAGUAAUGGUGGACAAGGCAAUAAAGUUUUUCCUAAAGCUCCUAAACUACAGGCCAGCCAAGCGGCGCUCGCACGCCAGGAUACCAUCGACGAGGGUGGCGAAUUGGAUGCUUCCCCACCCAGUCGCGAAACGCGUCUCGUGAGCGAAAGCACUUCGGCAGCAACAGCCGCCGCGGCUGCGUUGGCCGCCAAGGAGCGCAAUUUAGCGCUGGAGCGUGAGAGACAAAUAGAGAUGGCUUCAUCUCGCGCCACUACAUCGGAUACCUACGACACGGGCUUGCGCGAACAGCCGCCGACUAUGGCGCAACGCGAUUUGAUCGCCACCAUGUUGGAUUUGAAAGUGGAUGUGCGUUUGGAGAUGCAACGCAUGCAGCAGCGUAUUGGGCGUAUUGAGGAUUUGUUAGGUGAGUUAAUGAAGCGUCUACCGGCGCACGAAUCGUCCGGUCAAACAACGCCGGGCGAUGGGCUUGGCUCAGGUGGAGGUGUAGGUGGUAGUGGUGGUGCAGGCGGUAUUAGUGGUGGAGUGCUAAGCACACGCAUUGGUGUCGUCGAUGGCGGCGGUACACAUUCGACGGCAGUCACACCAGCGGCAGACACUGUGAUAACAAUUUCAACGGUGCCACCGACGCCACCCAUCAGCACAGGCGUCACAACAGCGGGUGGUGUGGUGGUACAGAUAGGCAGUGGCGUUGGCGUUGGCGCCGGCAGUAGUAGUAGUAGCGGUGGUGGUGGUGGUGUCAGCGCAGGAGGCGUUGGUGUGCCUACAACUACGACGUCCGCAGCUGUGGUAACGGCGGCGGUAGGCGCAGGCUCUACGCCCCAUCCACAAACACUUAGUUUGCUUAGCCCGCAAACGCAGAUGAGCGGCUCAGCGGCGAUCACAGCAGGCGGCAAUGGGCUGGGACCGUUGAUGCUGAAGAAACGGCGUUCGAAGAGCAGGAAGGCACCAGCGCCUCCCAAGCAGUCAUCACAUAUACAGAGUCCAGAACAGCAGCGUUUGCUCGAAGAGGAGCCAAGUGUGGUGCAAACAGCAGCGACAGCAACGACGGCUACAGCGGUAACGACGCCAACAACAGCGACAUCCAGCAGCGCGGCCACCUCGCCGACAACGGCGGGUAGUGUGUCCUUGAUAGGCGGCGCCGGUGCCGGUGGCGGUGGUGGCAACACCAGUGGCACGUCCAGUGGCAGUGGCAGCGGUGGUGGCGGACGCAAUAAACGUGAAUUUCUCUAGCCCAAAAUAUUGGUGCGCCAUCAAUCGGACACCGGCAGCAGCUUCGAGCAAUGAAACGAGUGAAGCGUGCGGAAGCAGACUGCGCAAGACGAUGGCGUACAAUGGGGGCGCGACGAGGAGAGUGGAAUGCUGCUACCUGCUCUCUCACGCACUCGCCCUCUCUCAAUCUUUUUUACGCGGCUGCUUAGUUUCUGCAGAUUUAAUUUACUUGGCAAUAAAUGUAAAAUUAAAUGGUUUUAGUGUAAUUUUAAAUAUCGUUUAUAAGUUUAGCCUGAAAGCUUUCGAAAGCUUAAAGUUUAGUAACCCAAAAAAGUGCAUAAGCUUAAUAAAGCUGCUGCAACGAGCAGUUUGGCGCCGACGUGCAAAGAGUAUAUAUGUGAUAACCAACCAGAUAUUAAAAUUAUCAAAAAUUAUCUAAAAAAAAAAUUAGAAAAACAAUGUUAUGAAAAAAUUUAUGAACAAACAAUUUAACUAAGUGAGUAAAAUAAAACUCUAGCAAACUUUAAAGCCGCUUAGAAAAUUUGUAAAUUUAAUUGUAAAUAAAAAAUUAAAAAAAGAGCUUUUUGUUGAAAAAGCUCACUUUCGAAAGCUGUGUAGAUAUAUAAUAUACAUAAAAAUAGUUAUGUAAAUGUCAAAAAACGGGCAAAAUGUUGUCCAGUACAGUUAUAAAAAGCUAUUAAUUAAAAUACCGGUACCCAAGCAUUAAGCUCGCUGAAUACCCUUGCCUUUUUGGAGGAAUUGAAAAACCCACUGAUUUGCAAAAACACAGAUUUUCAAAUAUCAUUUUUUUGAAGAAUAGUGGAGAAAAAUGGUAGUGUAUAAAGCUCUUGAUAAUACAAAAGAUGAAUGAUACAAAAGACGAAAAGCUCUAUAGUACUGAGAGCGAAACCAUUCGUUUGUAGUUGAAAGCGUUUAAGCUUUUUUCUGCUUUUUCUGGAAACCCAGCAUUUCAUAUUACGGGAAAAAUACUCCGAAAAAAAGCUUCUCCUCACUUGGCAGAAAGCUUUUUCUACAAACACAGCAUUUUUUUUUUGAGCUAAUUUAAUUUAUUUUUCGGAGUAAGUUUUGUCUCUAUUUAUGAUUUCAUCAGUUUCAGAGAGGAAGCUCUGAUAUUUUUCAAAUCGGUUGCUUUAUAUUAAUACAAAAUAUCAAUUGCUGAGAAGUUUUUUCACUUGAAGCUUUCAAACAGCAACUCUUGCAUUUUUCAACGUGAAAGCUCUUAAGCUUUUCAAACAUGGUACUCAAUAUUUCCGCUUUCGUACAGAAAAUCUGCCGAACAGCAGUAAUUUAAAGUAUUUCGAUGUAAACUUUUCCUCAGUUGAAGCUUUCAUAUUUUUCAUAGUGAAAGCUCUCAAGCUUUUCAAAAAUACAUAAA